Rhizophagus irregularis DAOM 181602=DAOM 197198 is the source of this 1076-nucleotide messenger RNA. RefSeq lists its product as uncharacterized. The record is from RefSeq and is a predicted model, not a curated record. Gene Ontology annotation, cellular component: ubiquitin ligase complex; cytoplasm. Gene Ontology annotation, biological process: protein polyubiquitination; ubiquitin-dependent protein catabolic process; positive regulation of proteasomal ubiquitin-dependent protein catabolic process. Gene Ontology annotation, molecular function: ubiquitin protein ligase activity; zinc ion binding; ubiquitin conjugating enzyme binding. NCBI's taxonomy places the organism in Eukaryota, Fungi, Glomeromycota, Glomeromycetes, Glomerales, Glomeraceae.
GGCGUUUUCACAUGUUCCUUAUCCGAGUUAUUUUAGAUAAUUUAUGAAACUAUAUAAAAACUAACAAUCUUUUUUCCAUUUUAAAUUUUUCUCUUGUUCUUAAUUUCAAUAAUGUUCACUCGUGAGUGUACCAUUUGUUUAGAAACAAAAUUGAAUUAUCAUAGGAUUACCUCAAAAUGUAUUCAUGAAGUUGAUGUUUGUUUAGAAUGUAUUAAUAGAUACAUUGAUACAAAUAUUGAUAAAUUUGAAACUAUUAUUCAAUUUGAUCAAAAUUCUAAAAUUAAAAUUACUUGCCCUGUUCCAAUGUGUAAUAAAUUAAUGGAAAGAGAUGAUAUCAAGAAAAUUGCGACAAAAGAAAUCUACGAAAGAUAUGAUUUUCUUACCUUCAAACUCGCGAUUCAGAAGAAUCCAAGAUUUAGAUGGUGUCAAGCCUCUUGUGGAAGUGGACAAAUUCAUAUAGGAGAAGAUCCAAUUUUCAUGUGCAAAGGUUGUGACAAGAACUCAUGCUAUACUCACGGGAUCCUCUGGCAUGAAAAUCAAACUUGCGAAAAAUAUGAUGAGAUAAAUAAACCAUUAGAAAUUGCUACCGAGCGUUUUCUUUCAAAGUCAACGAGAUGUCCUAGAUGUAAUCUUUAUAUCGACAAAAUUGAAGGAUGUGACCACAUGACCUGUAAAUGUUCACAUCAAUUUUGUAUAUCAUGUCUACAUGAAUAUCCAAACCAUGAGUCUAAUUGCAAUUCAUUCGGAUGUUUCGACGAUAGGCUUAACCACCUUUUAUUAGAUUUACGUAAUAGAACGGGACGACAGAUCUUUUAACAUUUUAAAAAUCUUGAUUAUUGCGAUAAUUAAUUAAAAAUGUCACAUGGUGGCGUUCACGUGUCAAUCUCGUACAGAAUAAAAUAUCAACUAAUUUACUAUGAAUAACAAUUGUGAUAAUGAAAUAAUAUUGUUAUUAUCAGUUUGUGUGUAUAUGAUUAUUUUUAUCAAUCGAUCGAUUAAUAUGAUAGUUAAACUUGGUCCUUGAUGAAUAAAUGUCAUAACGUGUAAAACAUAAUAAAAUUUAAAUUUUGAAAAUU